AUGGAAAUGAAGUUAAGUUGGGUUGACAAAAGUUUCAGUUGGACGAAUGGCGUGCCAUACACCAGAACUAGAGCGUCUAUGGGUUUUUUGAGGGAACAUUACAGGUUUGUUUCGUUGUACGUUGGUGACGUGAAGUCUGAUUUCGACCUGUCACAGUGUGAUUAUUUUUAUGUGACUAACUUGAUGGUAAAGUUUUGGGAGAUAAAUACUGUACACUCUAUAUAUGCCCUUUCAGGUUCCGUCCGGAAUGAAGUCGGAAGGACAUGA
Macrosiphum euphorbiae (potato aphid) is the source of this 267-nucleotide messenger RNA. The record is from the annotation of a GenBank genome assembly. NCBI's taxonomy places the organism in Eukaryota, Metazoa, Arthropoda, Insecta, Hemiptera, Aphididae.